Messenger RNA from Cajanus cajan (pigeon pea), 1990 nucleotides. Its product is annotated as heat shock factor protein HSF8. Gene Ontology annotation, biological process: regulation of transcription by RNA polymerase II; cellular response to heat. Gene Ontology annotation, molecular function: RNA polymerase II cis-regulatory region sequence-specific DNA binding; DNA-binding transcription factor activity. Gene Ontology annotation, cellular component: nucleus. NCBI's taxonomy places the organism in Eukaryota, Viridiplantae, Streptophyta, Magnoliopsida, Fabales, Fabaceae. The record is from RefSeq and is a predicted model, not a curated record.
AUAGGAAUCUGUUAUCAUACUAUAUAAUACUUCAUAAUUGCCAUCUCCAGCCUCCAACUAGGGUUUAAGUUUCUCUACCAAUGACCCGCACUCCGUCCCUCUCACUCCCAUGCUACAAAUAAACUUAUCCCAACCAACCAAUCAUUCUUCUUAAUUUCGUUUCCGAAGCAAACAAAGAAUUGUGCUAUGGAUGGAGCCACCGGCGGCGCCGGCAGCGGCAGCGGCGAAGUGUCGACGGCAGCGCCGGCGCCGGCGCCGAUUCCAAACGCGAACGCGCCGGCGCCGUUCCUGAGCAAGACGUACGAGAUGGUGGACGAUCCUUCGACGGACUCGGUGGUGUCGUGGAGCCCUACGGACAACAGCUUCGUGGUUUGGAACCCUCCGGAGUUCGCCAGAGACCUCUUGCCCAAACACUUCAAGCACAACAACUUCUCCAGCUUCGUUCGCCAGUUGAACACCUAUGGUUUUAGGAAGGUAGAUCCAGAUCGCUGGGAAUUUGCAAAUGAGGGAUUUUUAAGGGGGCAAAAGCACUUGCUUAAGUUUAUAACUAGGCGAAAACCUGCCCAUGGUCAUAAUCAUCAGCAGGCACAGCAAUCCCAUGGACAGAGUUCUUCGGUUGGCGCUUGUGUAGAAGUUGGGAAGUUUGGACUUGAGGAAGAGGUUGAGAUUCUCAAGAGAGAUAAGAAUGUGCUCAUGCAAGAGCUUGUGAGAUUGAGGCAGCAGCAACAAGCUACUGAUAACCAGCUGCAGACAAUGGUUCAGCGGCUUCAGGGAAUGGAGCAACGGCAGCAACAAAUGAUGUCAUUCCUUGCAAAGGCUGUUCAGAGCCCUGGUUUCUUAGCUCAAUUUGUACAGCAAAAUGAUAGUAAUAGACGCAUAACAGAGGCAAACAAAAAACGUCGGCUUAAGCAGGAAGGUAUCGGUGAAAUGGAACAUAAUGCUUCUUCUGAUGGGCAAAUUGUUAAAUAUCAACCUCUGGUAAAUGAAGCAGCAAAAGCAAUGCUAAGGCAGAUAAUGAAAUUGGAUACAUCUCGACUAGACUCUUUCAGUAAUAGCCCUGAUAAUUACUUGAUUGGUGAUCAUUCAUCAUCAUCCAGUGCAAUGGACAUGGGAAACUCUUUGAGCCGAACUUCUGGAGUAACCCUUCAAGAAGUCCCUCCGACUGCAGCACAAUCUUGUCACGUUCCAUCUGCAACAGGGACUCAAGGACAAGGCCUUUCAACAGAAAAAUCUGAGAUUCCAUCUUUCCCCCAAGUUGCACCCUGUGAAGAAGUUGCGAAAGCUCAGUACCCUAAUAUAAAUGUUUCGGUUGGAGAACCUAAUGCAACUGCUAUACCAGUUACUCAAACAAAUGAAAUCAUGCCAGACCUCUCUCCAAUACCAGAUAUGGUGGCAGGAAAUAUUCUUGAUAUUGCUGAAGAAAAUUAUUUGGCACCUGAGACAGGCAGUGGCGGAUAUAUAGAUCCUACUUCAUUGGGAGUGAAUGGGUCAUUGUCCAUUGAUUUUGAUAGUAUUUCCCCUGAAACAGACAUUGAUGAUUUGUUUAACAAUCCUCACUUUUGGGAUGAUAUUGUGCGAACUCCUGUGUCAGAGGAGAUCGAGACGAAUGGUGCUGAAGUAUGCAUGGAGAAUGAAGUUCAACCAAUGGAAAAUGGAUGGGACAAAUCUCAACAUAUGGACCAACUUACUGAGCAGAUGGGCCUACUUUCUUCUGAUACAGAAAGAAUUUAAGUAUAUUAUGAAGUGUAAAUUAAUAUUUCCUAUUGUUCAAGGUAACCUUUAUCCCAAACAACACGCGAGUGAUGUUCUUAUAGUACUAAUUACACCUCCGAUUGCACACUCAGAACUCACAUGCUUCUUGUUUGGUCUGAUUUAGUUUGUGCAUGAGACCAAACCUAAUUGCCUUUUUGUAGUUUUACAUGGAUUUUCCAUAAAUUUUGUUGAGUGUUAAUUGUGAACUCAGUAGCAUUAGGUGCUAUAAUUUUGAUCA